CCUGUACGGAAUACCAGACCAACCUGGUACAUGUACGAGCAGCGACUGCAUCCGCCUGUCCGUGCACGACAACAGAAUCUGGGGGGUUCUCUGUCACUCUCUCUCUCUUUCUUGGGUGAGAGUGAGACCUGGUCUGAGAAUCUGUAGCAGGAGUCGGGCGAGCUUUGUGGCGAAUGAGACUCAUUUGUCACUGCGCAGAGGCCGCUUGCAAGCAUUCAAUUCAAUACUGUAGAUGAUGGAUCCAGUCAAUCGUUUCCACUACGAGCACAUAGUAGAUACGAGUACAGUCAAUACAGUACAUAGGUACAGUAAGCGCAGAGCAACACAGCACAGCGCCGUACAGUGCGGAAUCGAAGCUGCAGUGCGGUCGCCACCGACCUGGCACGGUCCCCCCAGGCCCCCAUCGAACCACCACGCGGUGCCAGGACCAGCACCCUCGCCGUUGCGCUGCGUUGCGUUGGCACUCUCACGGUGCCACACUUGCACUCUUACGAGUACUCUUACAAAUGUCCCCCCUGGUACGUACCUGGUAUUACGCACAACAACCACAACCUGCACAACCGCCGCCGCCCGGAAAACCACACAGUGCACACCCUCUGUGCAGCCACGCACCCCCCCAGCGGCCCUAGGCCCAGUACGGCGCCCCGGCCAGGACCAGUAGCGCUGCUGCACGCCAGCCCAAUCGCUAGCUGGUGGCGAAGACGGCCUAUCCUGGCUCGCCGGAAUCUUAUUCGACAGGCUGUGCCCAAGUCUCUCUCGCGUCCCUCCAGGUCCCUCAACCAAACAAAAAGGCCGCUGCCAGCCCCCCAAGAGGUUCUGCCCUGCUCCUGCUUUUCUGCUUCCCACCCUUUCUAUUCUUUGUACCACCCGCCCCCAAACCCGAUCCCAUUCUGACUACCGCCAACUUACCAUCCAUUUACCACCUUCGACACCAAAAAAA
Trichoderma harzianum CBS 226.95 is the source of this 940-nucleotide messenger RNA. RefSeq lists its product as hypothetical. The record is from RefSeq and is a predicted model, not a curated record. Bases 233 to 661 code for a protein of 142 amino acids. Lineage: Eukaryota; Fungi; Ascomycota; Sordariomycetes; Hypocreales; Hypocreaceae. The transcript is spliced from 2 exons.